CCCCGCUCACGUGACGAGCUAGGGGAGAAAGCGCCUGACGCCCCAACCCCCGGCAUUCACCGUGCUGCUCUUUCUUCCCGUAGUACCUCUGCCCCUCGCCCUUCAGCCAGCCGCGCGUCCCUCUACCCCGUGCCGGGGUCCCCCGGAGCCCUGUCCGCCAUGCGUCUCCUGCCUCUGGCCCCAAGUGGGCCUUGGCGGGGCUCGUCCCGCCCCGUGCCUUCCUGCAGUCCCGGGCUGCUGCUCCUCCUGCUGGGCGGCUGCCUGGGGGGCUCCGCGGCGGCGGCGCGCUCUCGGAAGCCCAAUGUGGUGCUCAUCCUCACCGACGACCAGGACGAAGUGCUCGGCGGCAUGACACCAUUAAAGAAAACCAAGGCUCUCAUUGGAGAUAUGGGGAUAACUUUCUCCAGUGCGUAUGUGCCAAGUGCUCUUUGCUGUCCAAGCCGAGCCAGUAUCCUAACAGGCAAAUAUCCACAUAAUCAUCACGUUGUCAACAACACUUUAGAGGGAAACUGCAGUAGCAAGUCUUGGCAGAAGAUCCAAGAACCAGAUACUUUCCCAGCAAUUCUCAGAUCAGUGUGUGGUUACCAAACCUUUUUUGCAGGGAAAUACUUAAAUGAGUAUGGAGCCCCAAAUGCAGGUGGACUGGAACAUGUUCCUCCUGGCUGGAGUUACUGGUAUGCCUUGGAGAAGAAUUCUAAGUACUAUAAUUAUACCCUCUCUAUCAAUGGGAAGGCACGGAAGCACGGUGAAAACUACAGCGUGGACUACCUGACAGAUGUUUUGGCUAAUGUCUCCUUGGACUUCCUGGAUUACAAGUCCAACUCUGAGCCAUUCUUCAUGAUGAUCGCCACUCCAGCACCGCAUUCACCUUGGACAGCUGCACCUCAGUACGAGAACACCUUCCGGAAUGUCUUUGCACCAAGAAACAAGAACUUCAACAUCCAUGGCAAGAACAAGCACUGGUUAAUUAGGCAAGCCAAGACCCCAAUGACUAAUUCUUCAAUACAGUUUUUAGAUAACGCAUUUAGGAGAAGGUGGCAAACUCUUCUCUCAGUUGAUGACCUUGUGGAGAAACUGGUUAAGAGAUUGGAGUUCAAUGGGGAGCUAAACAACACUUACAUCUUUUAUACCUCAGACAAUGGCUAUCACACAGGACAGUUUUCUUUGCCAAUAGACAAAAGACAGCUGUAUGAGUUUGACAUCAAAGUUCCGCUGUUGGUUCGAGGACCUGGGAUCAAACCAAAUCAGACAAGCAAGUUGCUCACUGUCAACAUCGACUUGGGCCCAACUAUUUUGGACAUUGCUGGCUAUAGCCUGAAUGAGACACAGAUGGAUGGGAUGUCUUUACUGCCAAUUUUGAGUGGUACCAGUAAUCUGACUUGGCGAUCAGAUGUCCUGGUGGAGUAUCAAGGAGAAGGCCUUGAUGUCACUGACCCAACAUGUCCUUCCCUGAGUCCUGGAGUGUCUCAAUGUUUCCCAGACUGUGUGUGUGAAGAUGCUUACAACAACACCUAUGCCUGUGUGAGGACCACAUCCGCGCUGUGGGAUUUACAGUACUGCGAGUUUGAUGACCAGGAGGUGUUUGUAGAAGUCUAUAACCUGACCGCAGAUGCGCACCAAAUCACUAACAUUGCUACAAGUAUAGACCCAGAGAUUUUAGGGAAGAUGAACUAUCGGCUGAUGAUGUUACAGUCCUGUGCUGGACUGUCCUGUCGCACUCCAGGAGUUUUUGACCCUGGAUACAGGUUUGACCCUCGUCUCAUGUUCAACAAUCAUCGCAGUGUCAGGACUCAGUUUUCAAAACAUCUUCUGUAGUGACCUCUGCAACUGGAUCCCUGUGCGCCUCUUCCUGAUGAAGUGAUUGGAGUAGGCGUCUGUAGCUAGUCUUCAAGACCAUGCCUGGAAGAGUUUCUGGACUGGCUUUGUUGUAAGUCUUGUUUGAAAAAGCAACCCAAUCAGCGACUUCCUUGUGCAAUGUGUUAAACUGUGAACUCUGUCCCUGUGUCAGAAAUGGCUGUCCCUGGUCCCGUCAUUCAGCUGAUAACAAAUGCUCCUGAGGUCUUUGUUCUUGCUAUACCCUCUCUGUCCUGGGGCUACAGUUCUUGAUUAUUCCCCCUGUGGUCCCAGUCUGAAUUUGUAAUCCCAUUCAGAUAAGUGGCUAUACCUUAUGGGGUAAAAUGUUUUUGGUCUACAGUUUGACCUAAAAUCAAAGGACCUGCAUAGCAUUCCAGAUUGAGCACUUUACUAUCAAAAAUACUAACAUCACAUGGCUUCAAAAAUAACCAUCAGAGCUAAAUCAUCUCACUAAGGACAAGUUCCAUUGUUUUUAGAUCAGUAGAAAUAAGUCAACCAAGCUCUGUUCAUUUUUUGGCAUUCUGGACUGGUGCUACACUGAAAUAGAACAGUAAGCUUUUAGUAAAGGCAAAUUCCAGGUAGGUAGGGAAGGGGAUAGCCAUCUGCUUUCUGGUAGCUGCUGAGUACAUGAGUGCCAGCUAACAAAGGGGGAUCAGGAAAUAGCUCCUCUCUCAUAACUUUCCGCUCUGAGAAAUUAAGCGGCUUAGGUACCUCAGCAGAGAGCCAGAACUUCCAAGGGUUGGUGAAGGUUGCGUUUUCUGAGGGCCUCCUGCAGAGGGCCUUUUGGGUUAACGCGUUGAAAGGCUGUAGUUGGGGGUUAGUGAAGUGCCUGUCCAGCGGGGAGCCUGGGCUUCAGUUCUGUGUGGGACGUUGUUUUGACUCUGCAUAUUGUUGGCAUUCUGUUCAUUUGUUACAAGAUAUAAAAAAUUUUUAUUAUAAUUGGUACAAAGUUCUAAGUACUUUACCCUUACCUUCUUCCCUUUCACGUAAGUUCUUCCUGAGUUUGGGACUCUUGUGUAAUUUGGGCCCCAUUCACUAUUCCCCUGUCAAAAGUAGAUCUUGCUGAGAUUUUCUCUCCGUUUAGAACCACCUACGUUUUUGUGUUUCUUGCCUUGAAGACCAAUCCCAUUUCUACUGUUUUCUUCACAAGAAGGCUAAUUAGUGGUAGGGUAGCAGGGGAGAAGGAAGAGCUAUGGUUUACAACCUGAUCAACUCAGGCAAUAGUGAUUUUAGCUUUAUUUAAGGUCUUAGGUUUGAGCUUUAAGCACUUUGUAAGACAUGGCUGCAAGCAACUUUUCUAUCAGAUUUCUAGAUAGCCAUGUUGAGUCAAUAGCCAUUGGGUAUAUUCCUUUACCUCAUGCAGUCCCAUAACUGUGGUGGUAUUUAGAGGUGAAAUAGGCAAGUGAAAGGAACACCUCUGCUGUGAAUGUUUUAGGGGAAAGAAGUCCUGAAGAUCUUGUAACUAAAAGCAAACUACAAUGUUGAAUAUGGGUAUCAGCUUUAUUCUACACUUUGACUCUUAACAUUCAUCAGUCGACUUCCACGGUCAUGAAAGUCUGCCACAGUGAUCCUGAAUAAAAAGAAACCAACUCUUACCAGGUCUUGUAUUAUGAUGUCCUACUACUUGGGUUUAGGCUGCAGGUAAAGUCCUAAGAGUGACACAAGGCCAGCUUAGCCAUAGCCCUGCACAUUUAGCGGCUGCUGCCUGGGCUGCGUGUGGCGAGGCCCUCUCUGUACCUCUACUCGGUACAUUUCCUGUCUAAAAUUUGAAUGGCCUCUCAUUCAGCUUUAUCUCUUGGACUGGCUUCUUUCUGGUUCUGUGCUGAAAUCAUCUUUCACAAAGCAGGCCUCAGUUUAUAAGCUUAGCGGGCUGCAAAAUGCACUGAAUGUCUCGGAAUGUAUGUGUGGAAAUGACCCACUAUAAGAGGCUUGCCUUGUUUCUCUCUUAAUGAUUUGAAUUUUAAUUGUUUUCCUUGUUAAGAAGGCCAGAUCCAUAUCUGUUGGUCCCCUUCAGGGUAGGAAACUAUAUAACCAUUAGGAAUGAACAGAGGCCAUAGGAAUGAACAGAGAUUUUGCCUUACACAAUUUCAUACUACAAAGCUCCCCCUCAAUGGCAAAGUAGGGAGCACCUUUUGAGCAUCUUUGAAUUUGACCAACACGGUGCUGUUGCAAAAUACAUUUUGAUUGCCAACACUAAGGUUUUUGUACAAAACAGUCACGGACAUUAUACCUUAAUCUAUGAAAAAUGUUCUUAAAUUAAUUUUUAAAUGUCUAAAUUAAGGAUUAGUGCUUUUUUUAAUGAAAGAAGAUGAAUUAUCCCAGGAUCCUUGAGAGAAAGCAAAGGGUAUUUCUACUGGUCCAUCAUGGAAUUAGAUGGGAAUAUUUGUAUUGUUUAGUUUCACCACCACUUGGGUCCCAGCAAGUUUUGUGAACUCCUCUAUUGCAUCAUCUGUUCCUAGAAGUUCUACCCUGGCGCUCUCUGUAUCAUCAGUCAUUUGACUUAGAAAGUGCCCUUCAAAGGACCCUGUUCAUUGCUGCACUUUUCAACCAAUUAAAUUCUAUUUCUGGUCUA
Manis pentadactyla (Chinese pangolin) is the source of this 4426-nucleotide messenger RNA. RefSeq names its product glucosamine (N-acetyl)-6-sulfatase (gene GNS). Gene Ontology annotation, molecular function: N-acetylglucosamine-6-sulfatase activity; glycosaminoglycan binding. Gene Ontology annotation, biological process: glycosaminoglycan metabolic process. NCBI's taxonomy places the organism in Eukaryota, Metazoa, Chordata, Mammalia, Pholidota, Manidae. Bases 160 to 1815 code for a protein of 551 amino acids. The transcript is spliced from 14 exons. The record is from RefSeq and is a predicted model, not a curated record.